AUGGAAGGUGUUGAAGAGCCCGACGAAGAUGUCGCAACAGAAGAUGCCGAACUCGCGCAAAACGAAGACGCCCAAGAAGAAGAACAACACGAAGACGAAGUUGCCGAAGCUCAGAACGCAGAACUCGCAGAAGAAGAAGGCGCCGAAGAGGAAGAAGAACUUCACGAAAAUGAAGUCGUCGUCGUCGCGUCGAAGGUAAUGAACCCGCUGAAGGAUUGCAGAAGCAGAGAUCGAAGAAUUGAGGAAAAUAAUGGUGAGCCAGAAAACGAGGAGGCCGAAGAAGACAUAUUGAUGAGAAAGAUUGAUCAAGAAGACGAAUCAAACGGUCUCCCUGAGAGCGAACAAGAGGGUCAAAUGGUACUCAGAAUCGAGCAAAAGUUCAGAAGCACUCAACAAGCGCUACAUAACUUUGAGGAAAUUCUGCGGCAAUUGAAGGAAGAAUAUGUUUCUCCUCCAAGGUGA
This is a messenger RNA of Haemonchus placei, 462 nucleotides long. The record is from the annotation of a GenBank genome assembly. Lineage: Eukaryota; Metazoa; Nematoda; Chromadorea; Rhabditida; Trichostrongylidae.